AUGCAUGGUGGACACCUGGAUUUAUGUCUGCCAGAAGCAUGGAUUUGCAACUGUGUUUUAAAAUCAAAUGAAGUCACAGAAAAAUUCAGAAAUAAUAAGCAGCAGGAGACAUUUCCAUAUAUGGAGAGAGUAAUAAUAAAAUUACAGCAUUUGUCCUACUUCGAUCAACAUCAAGUGACAUCCUUGAUGGCUGCAAAUAUACUCGAACAGAUAACAAGCUUUGCAUCAGGAUCAUCAUGCCAUCUUCCCCUGUGUCAGCAUAUUCAACUUGUCUUUGAUUUGUUGGAGUUUGCCCUUAACAUCAAUGGACUGAUAGAAUUUGCUAUUCAGCUGUUAAAUGAACUGAGCACAGUGGAUGCUGAGUUGCUGCUGAAGUCAUCAUGUCUGACAGGAAGUUAUUCUACCGGGCUGUGUCUGUGUAUAGUAGCCAUCUUAAGACAUUACCAUGCCUGUUUAAUUUUAAACACUGACCAGACAGCACAAGUUUUUGAAGGAUUAUGUACUCUUGUAAAGCAUGUUGCAAACCCAUCUGAAUGCUCGUCUGCUGAGAGAUACAUUUUAGCAUAUCUCUAUGACCUUUACGUUUCUUGUAGCUACUUAAGAAGCAGAUUUGGAGACCUUUUCAGCAGUGCCUGUUCAAAAGUAAAGCAGACAAUUUACAAUACUGUACAUCCUUCCAACUCCAAUUUGCUGUGGGAUCCAGAAUUCAUGCUGGAGUUAAUUGAGAAUAUAUCAGAACAAAAUAUCAGCUGCUGUGUGCUUGGAAAGAUACUGAGUGACAAUGCAGCCAGUCGCUACAGUUUUGUCUGCAAUGUUCUGAUGAAUGUUUGUAUGGGUCAUCAAGAUCUUGAGAGAAUCAAUGAUUUGGCAAAUCUCUGUGCCGAAGUAACAGCUUGUUGUCCACCUCUCAGUUCAGAAUGGCUUGGAGUUCUGAAAGCUCUUUGUUGUUCAUCCAACCAUGUCUGGGGGUUUAAUGAUCUCCUCUGCAGUGUUGAUGUUAGUGACCUUUCAUUCCAUGACUCCUUAGCCACAUUUGUUCUUGUACUAAUUGCUCGACAGUGCUUUUCCUUGGAGGAUGUGGUACAACACGUUGCACUCCCUUCCCUUCUGACAGCAGCAUGUGGUGACCCAGAUGCAGAGUCGGGAGCAAGGAUGACGUGUCGACUUUUGCUUUAUCUUCUUGGAACACCUCAGGUCAGCAUCACCCCUACGAGUGAUGGGAAACCCGAUCCUGGAGUUCGCUCAUCAUGUGAUCGACACCUGCUAGCUGCUGCACACAAUAACAUUGAAGUUGGAGCUGUGUUUGCAGUUUUGAAAGCUAUAUUAAUGUUAGGAGAUGCUGAAACUGGCAAUUAUAAUCGAAACUCCUCAGGCACUGAAGGCUUUACUGAGACUGGUCUACUGGAAGACAGUGGUGAUGAAAUAUUCACUUCUGUGAAACACUCAAGACAAUGUGGAUCAUCCAUUGCCAUGGAAACUGCCAGUUUGCGUCAAUAUGCUGGAUAUGCUCUGCAAACAAUUUGUCAACAGGAGUGGGUUGCAGAACAUUGCUUGAAAGAACCAGAGAGACUGUGCACAGAUAAGGACCUGCUACUAGAUCCAGCCCUUUCCAACAGGCAGGCUCGUAAACUGCUUCAGCUGAUUUGCUAUCCUCAUGGAGUGAAGGAAUAUGUAGAGGGAGCAGAUGUGCAAUGGCAGUACAUCAAACACAUUCUGCAGAACUUAGACCAAUGGACCCUCAGGCAGUCAUGGCUGGAGCUUCAGUUAAUGAUCAUGCAGUGUAUGAAGGAACCUGUCUCUGGAGCUGCAUCAGAAAUGAACACGCUUUUAGAUAACAUUGCAAAGGCAACGAUCGAGGUGUUUCAACACUCUUCUGAUGUCAGCAACUGCUCUUCCAGUCCAGUAGAAGCUGAGAUAUUCCAAAAUACUUCUGAUGCCACCACUGAUCCAAGGCCUGAUGGAAAAAAUACUUUUCUUAGUUCUUCUGAAUACAGAGGUGCUUGGUUGGUUGCACCGUUGAUUGCUAAGCUGCCAACGUCAGUUCAAGGUCGAGUUCUGAAGGCAGCUGGGGAAGAAUUGGAGAAGGGACAACAUCUGGGAUCAUCCUCUAAAAAGGAAAGGGAUCGUCAGAAGCAAAAGAGCAUGACGCUUUUGAGUCAGCAGCCAUUCCUUUCUUUAGUCCUUACCUGCCUGAAGGGCCAAGAUGAACAACGAGAGGGACUCCUCAUGUCGCUACAAAACCAGAUCACUCAGAUUUUGAGCAACUGGAAAGAAGAACGAUACCAAGAUGAUAUUAAAACUCAACAGAUGAUGAAUGAAGCACUUCAGUUACGUUUGAACUUGGUUGGUGGGAUGUUUGAGACAAUUCAGAGAAGUGCACAGUUAACUUCAGAGUGGGCAGUUCUUCUCUUACAGAUAAUUACAUGUGGAACCAUUGAUGUGCAGACUAAUAAUGAGCUUUUCACAACAUUGAUUGACAUGCUGGGAGUUUUAAUAAAUGGGACCUUAGCAUCUGAUCUCUCAAACACUGUUCAGGAAGGGUCAGAAGAAAACAAACGUGUCUACAUGAAUUUAGUGAAAAAACUUAUGAAAGAACUUGGUGACAAGCAUUCAGAAAGCAUUGACAAAGUUCGUCAGCUGCUGCCUUUGCCAAAGGUGACAAUAGAUGUUAUCACAUGUGAACCAAUGGGAUCACUGAUUGACACAAAAGGAAACAAAAUAGCAGGUUUUGACUCCAUAGACAAAAAGCAGGGUCUUCAGGUAUCUACAAAACAGAAAGUUUCACCUUGGGAUUUAUUUGAGAGACACAGAAAUCCUGCUCCUCUUUCUUGGGCUUGGUUUGGCACUGUACGAGUUGAUAAAAAAGUUAUCAAAUUCAAGGAACAACAUCACCUCCUGCUGUAUCACAGACAUCCUCGCCCCAAACCUAGGAGUUAUUACUUAAAACCCCUUGCACAAACACUUGAAGAAGAGGAUGAGGAAGAACCCAUCACCCCAGGCUCACAGGAUUCACAGAAAAAACAAAGCCUACCUGACCAAAACAGCACUGCGUUCGAUGAUGAAAGAACUGCAAAAGGCAAGAAGCGGAAAGUAAAGACAAAUCUCCAACUUGAUGAAUGCCAGCCAAGCAGUGUGCAUAAAGUGCCUUCCAAUUAUCCUACCAUUCCCGCACAGAUGAUGACCCAGUACCAACUAUCUACACCCUGGACUUUCAGUCUGAUGAACCAACCACAGCAGCAGCCAAAUGUUUUACUACCAAACCAGCCACUUCCUCCAGGGGGUCCCAAGAUAGAUCCUAUAGCCCCUUUCCCUCCAAGUAACACUAAACAAGCCUUGACGAGCAUGCUACAGCGACGGUCUGGCACUGUGGGGCAGCCUGCUUCCAUGCAAAUGAUCACCUCUCAGCAACAUAUGCUUCAGAUGAAACUCCUUCAGCAGCAACAACAGCAGCGGGUUAUCCGACAGCAAACUCUGAUACGACCCUUUCCACAGGGCCCGACAUUAGACACUAUUGGCAUCAUGAAUCCACAUGUACGACCUUCAUCUGGGCUUCCACAGUACCCAGGCAUGCAGCCAUUCCAAACUAUGUCACAAGGAUAUACAGCAUACAGCACACCAAUAUCCCUGCAGCAAAUGGGAAGUAGUACACCGUUGUCACCAUCUUAUAAUCCCAAAGCUUACCAAGUAGCUCCCUGCAACCCUGUACUCAUGGAAAGACUUCGGCUGAUGCAGCAACCGUCAGGUGGCUACAUACAACAGCAAGCACCUGUCUUCUUGCAACCACUUCCUGAGAUACAACGCUUCACCCAUCAGCCUUUGCAGCAGAGCCACUUGAUAAGUGGAGGACUGGAUCCUGCAGUCACAGUUUCUUCACAAGCCAGUCUCAGCUCCGUGCAGCACUCCCAGGAUCAAAUAAGACAAAGGCAACAGCAACUGAAACAACACAGACUCAUACAGGUGCUGGGCUUGGAAGAAGCUCUGUACAAGGAGAAGGAUAGGGAAAGUGCUCUGACAGGGGAGGAGCCGACUGGAUGCCCACAGUGGACAAGGCCCUCUCCAUUGCCUGGAAAACUAGUCCCACUGAAGAGGGAAGAGAGCCCAGAGCCAAGAAAGGACUGCCUUGGAACCGUGGUUACUCCCCGCUCUGAAGAAACCACCCCUGAAGCUGAAGCCAGGCUAACAUGCACCAAAGACCCGAUGUGCAGAGACAGCUCUGAAAAUACCAGAGUUGAGUCCCAACCCUCAGAACCGACAGCAUAG
Protopterus annectens (West African lungfish) is the source of this 4260-nucleotide messenger RNA. RefSeq names its product mediator complex subunit 12L (gene MED12L). Gene Ontology annotation, cellular component: mediator complex. The record is from RefSeq and is a predicted model, not a curated record. The coding region runs from base 1 to 4260 and encodes 1419 amino acids. The transcript is spliced from 27 exons. Lineage: Eukaryota; Metazoa; Chordata; Ceratodontiformes; Protopteridae. Gene Ontology annotation, biological process: regulation of transcription by RNA polymerase II. Gene Ontology annotation, molecular function: transcription coactivator activity; beta-catenin binding.